Molecule: messenger RNA, 3732 nt
Organism: Phyllopteryx taeniolatus (common seadragon)
Lineage: Eukaryota; Metazoa; Chordata; Actinopteri; Syngnathiformes; Syngnathidae
Product: leucine zipper putative tumor suppressor 2 homolog
Exons: 9
Coding region: 821-2656 (611 amino acids)
Biological process (GO): negative regulation of canonical Wnt signaling pathway
Source: RefSeq, a predicted model, not a curated record
CGUGUUCCUUAGCUUCUCGCUAGCUUAACUGCAGCUUGUCUCAGCGCACAUCAACAAACUCAGUCUGUCUGUGUACGGCGUCGAAUAAUGAGGUGUCUCCCACGUAAACAUUUUCAAAAGUCUCAAGUGUGCCGAUUAAGGCUUUUUUAAUAUCAGAAGAAGAAACGAGAGCUAAACCUGGAUUUUCGAGAGAACAGCAGCUGCCCCAGACACUUAACCGUCGUCCAUGGUUGAAGGAGAAGAUCUGCUCGCGGCGUUGGAAGGAUGCUUUUGUGAGGCCUUCAGAGUCAGCGCGUCGUUGACAGUAGAGGCGUGAAGAAACAUUGUCAGAAACAGUUGAUGCGUUUGCUGAGCACUAUCACAGUAGCUUCAUUUUUGAAGGCACAAGCAGAUUGCUUGGUGCCAUGGUGGGUUGCUUUGAAAAUAGCCGCUCCAAAGGACGCCUUUAGCAGCAGCGUCCAGUGGGAAUGACGACGCCCUCACCACCUCACCCUCACUUCAAUGCAGUGCCUCCCCAGGCUGAACCGAUGUGCGGAGACGGUCGCCUUUGUUGCUGUCAGCGUGCGCCAAGCCGUCCCACGACCUCCACAGAAAAGAGACUUUUUUCGAGUCUGAAAGGCUCUCAAGGGCUGUUUUGUGCUGCUUGAAUGGGCCUCAUCAAUGGGGCAGCCUGUUUGCCUGUGUGUGGGCCACUGAGAGAGGGGGGCAUGUUCCGUUCCAGUCUACUGUAGGUCAUGCUGGUCUGCACUUCAUAUGGCCUGCACUUGCAGAGCAGCAGUUAGCACACUGGAAGAAGCCUCAAGGCCACCUUGCGUCCAGGAUGGCGUUGGUUCAGGCUCCGCCCAUCCCCGCUGAGCCACACGACCCGGGUCACACCGCACGCUCCCGCAGAAGACACCGUUCGGGACCCUCUCCUCCCAUCAAUGCCUCGGCGACCGCCGCUGUGGAUCUCACAUCACGUCCCUACCGGGACCGACGAGUCCGACGGGGAACUUCCUUACCGGGCGCGGAGUCUCCUCAGGAGCACUUCUUGCACAACCGCAGUCCUCCAGCACUUAGGACUUCCGACAGUGGGCGGGAGAAGUGGAACUAUGUGGACGACUGGAAUGACCACCAUAUGGCACCCGCCAGCCCGACGAGAUACCAAGACGAGAUAAAAGAGGGCUUGAAUGGGAACGUCGGGGGACCGCCCCCAAAACUCAUACCGGUGUCGGGAAAACUGGAAAAGAAGAUGGAGAAAACGGUGCUGCGGCCCACCGCCUUCAAACCGGUGGUCCCCAAGAGCCGUGGCACCAUGCAGUACCUGUCCCCCCGACACAGUGCCAACGUACCGGAGAAUGGCCUGCUGGGCGCCGCUCACCGGGAGCUGUCACCGUCCGGCUCCGAGAGGCGCAGCUCGUACAGCGCGGGGCGGAGCGGCGGCGGAAGCAGCGGCCACUCCUGCUCGCUGUCCGACUCAGGACGCAACUCGCUCUCCAGUCUGGCGGCGGGAGAGGGGACGGCGGGGGGUCACCCAGAGGCGACCAAAAGCACCCCCUGCGCGGGGGUCAACGGGCACUCCAACUCGGACAGUGGCCGCUCGUCCUCCAGCAAGAGCACCGGGUCCGUCAGCGGGCGGGGUCAGCCACUGUCGGACUGCGGGUCUGGUGGGCGGUCGCCAGGGGCGGCGGAAGGCUACGAGGGCAUCAUCAGGGACCUGGAGGACAAGCUGAGGGAGAGAGAGGCGGAGCUCCAGCUACUUCGAGACAACCUGGACGACAACGAGGCCGCUAUCUGUCAGGUCUACGAAGAGAAGCAGAAGCGUUUUGAGCUGGGUCUGGAGGAGCUGCGGCAGAGCUGCGCCACCAGGAUGCAGGCGGCGUCCCAGAAGGCGCAGCGAACCCAGCAGGUGCUUCAGAUGCAGGUUCAUCAGCUGCAGCAGGAGAAGAAGAAGCUGCAGGAGGACUUUGCGCAGCUCCUGAAGGAGCGAGAGCAGCUGGAGGAGCGCUGCACCUCCUACGAACACGAUAAAAUCCAGCUGGGCCCGCGGCUGGAGGAGACAGAGUGGGAGGUGUGCCAAAAGUCAGGCGAGAUCUCUCUACUGAAGCAGCAGCUGAAGGAGGCGCAGGUGGACCUGGCCCAGCGGGCGGGCGAGGUUGCGUCGCUGCGCGGGCAACUGCGUGACACAUGCGGCGAGCUAAGCGGCGUCCAGGCCCUUCUGCAGGAAGCAGGCAGCGUCGCACGCUCUCGAGCCGCCGAACUGGAGGUGUGCGAGAACGAGCUGCAGCGCCGCAAGAGCGAGGCCGAUCUGCUGCGGGAGAAAGCGGCACGCCUGGAGGGCGAGCUGUCCCACCUGCGGGAACCCGAGGGAGAGCGGGACGCCCUGCGGGGCCUGGCCGAGCACCUGCAGGGCGAGCUGGCUUUGGAGCGGCAGCGGGCCGAGAGGCAGGUGAGCGGAUUCGAGGAGGAGAGGCAGACGUGGCAGGAAGAGAAGGACAAGGUGCUGCGCUACCAGCAGCAACUGCAGCAGAACUACGUGAGCAUGUACCAAAACAACCGGCAGCUGGAGCUCCUCCUGAGGGACCUCAGCCAGGAGCUAGAGAGCCGCGACCACGACGACGACGACGGCAGCGGCAAUGAGAUAGUUUUCGAUGAGGUCGCUGCCACAGAAAUCUGACUUAUUUUUAGGUCACUUCACACGUGGUAGUUUGCGUUAGCUUACGUACGACCUGGAAGUACGAAUCUCAAGACGAUCUUGUCAGCUUUGUUCAUCACGUUACCAGUUGUGUGGAAGCCGUCAGAAAUUAACUUCCCUCUGUCAAACGAAGCAGUGACGAUAGCAGCUAGCUUUACAAAAAUCAAACUACUGUAGUCAAGUCUCCUCGUGUGCUUCAAUACUUGAAUAGAGCAACAGCAUAAUCCUCCACUACAGGGGUAGGCAAACUAUGGACCCAGGGCCACAUAUGACCUGCAUCUUUUUCCAGACCACAGAGCAUUUGCAUUAUCAAGAGGCAUGCAAAAUUUUGCCCCCUUUUUUUUUUCUUUCUUAAAUUGGUUAAUUAAAGUAAUCCUUAAAUGGUUUCUUGAUUCAUUGUAAGUAAUCUAAAAACAGAAUAAAAACAAUUUUAUUUGUUUGUAAUUGCUUAUUUAAUAAUAGUUCAAUUGGUUAUACAUACAAUAUUGAGUUAAUUAGCAUAAGUAUUUUUCUUAAUUGCUUAAUAAAAUUAUUUAUAAUUACAAUUUCAAAAUGAGAAUUGAUUUUAUUAUAAUAAACUUUCACAUACUGUACAUUUCACAUUUUUGUUAGUUGGUAUAUUAAUUUUAAAUAAAAUUGAGAAUUCUUUGAUUAAAACAAACAUGUAGUCAUACGUUUUAAUUUACAUGAUCUAUUAAUCACCUGGCUCAUAUCUAAAUAAUAAAUAAAUAAAGGUGGCCCUUGCGCACAAGUUUGCCCACCCCUGCUCGACUACCUUCGUUAAGAUGGUUGGACAUUUGGAGCUUGUGCGACCAUUUUACGUCCUUCCCCUGAGUGCCCAAGAGAAGACGACAAUGAUGACCUUGGGUUGCUUUCCACUUGUAAAUAAUUCUGAGUGCACUUGUCACUGUGAAUAGACCAAAGAAAUGUUUCCACAAGGCCUGUCUUCAUAUUGGAUGUUUGUCAGGCUUCCGCAGCACAUAUAUAGAGAGAAAUGAAUAUUUUCACCUUGCUGUAUAUUUUGUGUUUAUUAAAGGUUACACUGAAUUGUUAUGAAA